Molecule: messenger RNA, 2194 nt
Organism: Penaeus monodon (black tiger shrimp)
Lineage: Eukaryota; Metazoa; Arthropoda; Malacostraca; Decapoda; Penaeidae
Product: myb/SANT-like DNA-binding domain-containing protein 3
Exons: 3
Coding region: 785-1750 (321 amino acids)
Source: RefSeq, a predicted model, not a curated record
CAAGACUGUUCCAAACUUCUUUAUUAUAGAAAUGCUUCACCAUCUACCUCUGCACCGUCCCCAAUAUUUUCAUACAAAUAAGUCACACACAAAAAUGCUUAAUUAUAUUUUCCCGUGGUAUUAAGGGGCUCUCUCAUGAGCUAAAUACACUUUAAAAUCAAAUUCAAGUCAAGUCAGAUAAGUAGCCGGUGAUGACUUUUCUCAGUUUUCGCCAGAUAAUUUACUUCACUUUUCAUCAAGGUCAGAUUACGGGCGUGACUGGAUGGCAGCAAAGUACCUAAAAAGGCCGUGAAAUGUGAGAUAUUCCUCUGCGUGGUCGAGUUUAAAGCUGAAGUAUUCAUUUACGAGAAGGGAGCAUCCUACAACGCAGUACUGUUAGAGAAAUGGCUUGGUGAAAGCAUUAUGGACAAGGCCUGUAGUCGCUGGGUGACAUGACUCCUUAUAACCCGAGGUUCACAAGCUACAGUUGCCCUUGGCCGCCGCUUGUCGAUAUUUGGGAGGAGGGACAGCGGCCACCGGUGUGCUGUUUGCGGGAGGAAGGACCGUAAUUCUUCGUUCAGGCCAGAAAACCACCUCCAGAAUCAGUCGGUCGGGCGUGUUCGGCCAGCACACGGAAACAACAGAGCGACACUGCACCGCGUCUGUUCCCUCGGCGUGUGGGAAAUCCGGCUGGGCUCGAGUCAGGCUUGAGCCGGGGCUUGAGCCGGGGCUUGAAAGCGCGACCGACCGCCCGACCGCCCGAGCGCUGCUGGUCGGCCGAAAGGGGGAGUCGGGUCGGGUCAAAAUGGCGCCCCGUCGGUGCUUCACGGCCAAGGACAAGGCCCUGCUCUCCGUGCUUGUGAAGACGAAUCCCAUCCUGCAGAGCCACGCAGCCGACGCCACGACGGCGCACAAGAAGGCCAAGAAGUGGAGGGAGAUCGCGGAGAUUUACAACGCCAACUGCAAGGGCCAGAAGAGGAACGUCGAGCAGCUGCGGAAGUGCUGGAAAAACAUGAAGUUCAAGGAGAAGCAAUUCAGUGCGUCUGCCGCAAAUGCAGUCAAUAACCAAGGUGGAUUAUCCCAGUUGCAGGAUGUGAAUACAUCAAGUGAAUUGGAUGAUCCAAUUCAUUUAGGGAGCGAUGAUGAACCUGAAUAUAUUUUGCCUUCUGUGCAUGAUGACAGUCCUGACAUGAUCGAGAGUAGUAUGCAGGAAGACGUCUUUCACAAAACUGGCUGUACCAUCGUGGAGGGUUUGGAGAAUGCCGUGAUUGUAGAGGAUGAUCACAAUCUCUCAGACCACAACUCCCCUGCCACGUUUGUAAGGAUUCUGCCCAAGCCACUUGCUACCAAUAUACAAACAAAUGACAUAGAGGAGGACUCGAGGAUAGAAUAUUCUGCAGCCAGAGAGAUGUCUCCACACAUAGUAGCAGACAACCUUUCAAGGCCAGCUUCAGCAAAUUCCAGUGCGAGUGAACCACAGCCACCCCAAGCCAAGCAGACACGCAAAGUCCCAAAGAAAACGGUGCUCAAAUACAGCAAAAAGUCAAGUGAACUUAAUGGUCCCCUAACCACAAGCAUUGCAAAAGAGAAAAUGGUGUCUUCAGAAUAUAAAAAGAAAAUAGAGUACUUAGACCUCAAGGUGAAACUACUUCUAGCUGAGGAAGAGAGGAAAAAAGAGAAGCACAAAAAGGAAAUGUAUCUCCUAAAUGCUCAAAUACAGUACUGGAAAGAGAGAAGGAGGGAUCUGUCUGAAGACUUUAUAGUGCCUUGACUGACUGAACAUUCUGUGUACAUGUAUAUAGUGUAUACACAGUAUAAAUAAAUGUGUAUAUAUAUAUAUAUAUAUAUACUUCUAUAAAUAUAUCACACAUGUCAACAUUGUGUGUGUCUUAUCAGAAGUUUUUAUUUUGUAUAUGUAAAUAUGUAAUCUAUAUAUUAUAUUUUAGAGAUAACAAAUAGUAGACAAACAAGUAUCCACUUACCAGUACAUAGAAAAAAAAAAUGUAAAAGCUAGAAGCAUUUCAUUAUUUUGCUCUUCCAAUAGCAAAGGGUACUUGUUCACAAUGAACGUCCAGUUACUUGCCCUCUUUUGUAGGGAGAAAAAACUUGUUACCUAAAGUGAGGGAUGUCCGUCUCACUUCCUUUUCCAAAGAUGUGAUUUCCACUUUAUAAAGUAUUUAUUUUUAGUAUAAUGACUUCUGUAUAUUAUUUUUAG